AUGACACAAAUGUAUAAAACAAAAAUAUUUAAGCAAUUUGUGCCAUUUAUGUUACUUGUUAUAGGAGGAUCGUUUUUAGUGAGAGAAUUCACUAAAAUAAGAUACAAAUAUAGAAGGGUUACCACGUAUGAUUUAACUAAAGACACCGAAGCGGCUGGUAUUAAAAUGAAGAAACCUGCUACCCUUGAAGAGGAAUAUGAGAAUACAAUGAAAAAAAUAGAUAUUGAUAACUGGGAAAAUAUUCGAAUAUCAAGACCGUGGGAGGAAACAACUGAUACAAAAUAAUAGACUGCAAUAAAAAAAAAUAUUUAGUAUAAUAUGUCGUACUUUUAACAGUAUAUUUACAGGUGUAUAUAAAAAUGUAUACCUUAUUUAGAAUAAAUGUUUACUUUACAAAUGCAA
Osmia bicornis bicornis is the source of this 402-nucleotide messenger RNA. RefSeq names its product cytochrome c oxidase assembly protein COX16 homolog, mitochondrial (gene l(3)neo43). The transcript is spliced from 3 exons. NCBI's taxonomy places the organism in Eukaryota, Metazoa, Arthropoda, Insecta, Hymenoptera, Megachilidae. The coding region runs from base 1 to 285 and encodes 94 amino acids. Gene Ontology annotation, biological process: mitochondrial respiratory chain complex IV assembly. Gene Ontology annotation, cellular component: mitochondrial inner membrane. The record is from RefSeq and is a predicted model, not a curated record.